This is a messenger RNA of Candidula unifasciata, 3234 nucleotides long. The record is from the annotation of a GenBank genome assembly. Lineage: Eukaryota; Metazoa; Mollusca; Gastropoda; Stylommatophora; Geomitridae.
AUGGAGAGCUUAAUUGCUCAGAAGGAAAUGGAAAUCUCAGAAAUUAUGCAGUCGGCUGCGGAUGAUAAAAUAACGCUGGAACAGCUUUCAGCUCAGCAUUUGGCUGUUGAAAAAAAUUGUAAAAUGCUGCUCGGCAUGUCUUCAUAUCUUGAAACUGAAAUACUAGCGAAGGAAGAUGCUUUGACUGAACAGCAAUUGCUAAUUGAUGAACAGUCUGUGAGGUUAAAUUAUCUUUCUGAGGCACUUACUCAGGUUAAUCUCAGCAUAAAUGAGUUAAAUGAAUUGAACUUUGGUUUAAAGGCCGAGAUUGAUGUAUUGCAAGAAAACAAGUGUGAUCUGGAACAAAGAAUAUCCAAACUGCAGAGUGAGUUUGACAGUCAAGAGUUAACUGCCACCCAGUUUAUGGUAGAGAGCAAACAACUGAGCGAGAAGCUCACACAGAUGACUUAUGACUUGGACACAAAGGAUGCAACAAUAUUUGACCUGCAACAUGACUGCGAAAUGUACAUUAAGGAAAUCAAUGACUUGAAGCAAGAGCUGGAGCAGAAGGAUCUUUUUAGUAUUUCUUUGAAGCAAGAGGUUGAAUCUUACUGUUCAUUAAUGGAGAGAAGUAAAGAAGAGAAAGAGAUGUUGAAGGCGAAUUUUGACUCCUGCAUGGAGGAAGUGCAGCAGAAGAUCAGCGACCAAGAAAUAGAACUGAAAAGGUUGAGGGCUCAUUUGGCGGAGGAGACAAAGAAUGUCUGCCAAGAUCAAAACCAGAUGAAGGAAAUUUAUGAGCAGCAGAUAGCCCAGACGGAAGAAAAACUACUGCAGUUUGAGAAGCAGUGCGAAAGAUUAGAUAAGGAAUUAACUGAAGUUAAAGCCAAAUCGGCUUCGGCUAAGGAUGUUUAUGAGCAUCAGCUUUCUGAACAAGAGCUGCAUCUUCAAAGUACAAACUCUGAGCUGCUGAAACUGAAAGACCAUCUGUCAAAGAUUACAAAUAACCAUAAGUGUGAAAUGGCUGGGCUGAAGAAACUUUAUGAGAUUCAGACCAAUGAAUUAGAGGAAAGCUGUUUGGCCCUAGAAAGGACUGUUGCUGAGCAAAAACGACUCAUCAAUGAAAAUACCACAAAAUUUAACAGAGAAAAAUAUGAUCUUGAGCAGAAUUAUGAGAUUCAGCUAUCUGAUGUGGAGGAGAAGAGGAGAAUCUCAGAAAUGGAGAUUUCUCGGUUGAAGAAACAUCUGGAUGAAAUGAAAUUUGAUCAUGAAAAGGACUUACAGAGCUUAGAAAAGAGUUCUGAGGCUCGAGUGUAUGAACUUGAGGACAGAGUUUGCAGUCUCACAAAUGAACUGGAGAAGCUACGAAAGUCAAUGUUUAGCACAGGGAGCUAUUCUGAGGAAAGACAAGCUGUUGACAUGAGAGUUGAAGAACUGGAAACAAUAGCAAGAGAUUUACAGAACAGAAAUUCCCUUUUGGAGGAUGACAUUGCCAUGAUGAGAGACCAGGCACAUUCUAGGGAAGAGGAAAUGAAAGCGGUGCUGAAAAAUGCAGCUGAAGAGCAGCAGAGACAAACUGCAGAGUUGAAUUUGGAAAUACUUCAGCUGCAGCAGCAGUUGUCGGAGUCUGAUCACAGGCAAGCUGAAACAAUAAAGGAAUAUGAAUCUCAGGUCAUAGAAUUACAGACCAGAAACAGGCAGCUGGAAGAGAAGGUCUGUACUUUGGAAAUGCUGAUAGAAGAGGAUGCAGCACUGCAGAUGGCUGGUGAUGAGCAUAGCAGUAAAAAGAUAAGAAAUAUGUCAGUAAACAUAUGUGACAACACUUCAUUGAAGACUAAUGUAUCCUCGCUAAACAGUUCUGAAAGAUCUUCAGCUUUCUCUCCAAUGGAUUUGGGAACUUUUCCAUCAGAUGAGCAUGGUCUUGACAAAUGUUUGCCACCAUCUGAUGAGAAUUUGCCCAUUGUAGAAGGUUUUGUAGCCGAGCCACCUGUGAAAUUUUUAGCGCCGCGCAGAUUGUCACAGCCAAUUGCAGUAAAUAAAUACAAUACAUCUGUUGAAAAGUCAGACUUUGUUGAAGAACAGUGUGAUGGGUUUCAGCUAGAAGUUACUUUACAUGGUUCCAAUCAGAAUAGUGAUCAUCCCAUCCAUGAAAAUGUGAUGAGGGAAAGAUUUGAACCAGAGGCACCAGACCAUUUCCUCCUGGAGACAUUAGAUGAGCAAGCUAACACAAUGUGGCAGCAUGAAAGAGCUGUUGAUCCAUCUCCAUCACACAUUCAACCUCAGCAAGGCAGUUUUGAUUUCAGUACUCCAGAGAAAGCACAGAGGAAUGAUGAGUUUGCUGGAAACAGCAGGAUGCAGGACUCUUUAUUCUCCAACUAUAAUAACUCUAAUUCUAACUAUAGAGACCUACAGUAUAGUUAUCAGCUGGAGAAAGCGGAUGUCACUUUUGAGAAACGUUUGAAUGACAUUAAAGAAGAACUAGAAGAAGAAUAUGUGUCGAAGAUGAGACAGCAGGAAAUAAAAUUAACCAUGGAGUAUGAGACAAGUCAAGCAGAGUACAAACUUGAAAUAGAACAACAUUUUGCUCAGAGAAUGAAAGCUGUCAGGUAUGAAUGGGAAAGGAAGUUCAACAAAGCACUGCAGAAAGUCCAGAAGGAAUUGGAGAAACAACACAAGAAGAAGCUGAAGCAAUUAAAGUCUGACCAGUAUACAAGGGAGCUGCAGCAUCAUCCAACAGUGUCAGCUACUGCAGGCGAGAGUUCUUUACAUGGGGAACGUGACCUGGUGUCCCAUGAUUCAGAGGGAACUGAGAGCAGUGAUGAAGUUGAGGACCAUACACUUAGUGGAAAUGAAGAGAUUGCUGAUCCUUCUGAUGUUCUGCUGGGGCAAGUAGAAAAUGCACAAAUGGUUGAAGUUACUGCUGAAAAACAGCCUGAAAUGUCUAGCAGAAAGAGCUCGUCUACAAGUUCCUCAACCAUUUCCACCCCAACUCUUACGGCUUGCUCACCAGUUGUUGACAGAGAAGCAGUCAAGGAUGAAGCAGAAUCUGCCCAAAGUGAACUGAGCGACACCAGCUCUGCACAGGAGCGUUUUCUAGAGGAGCUUGAAGAGAUGUCACAGCAGUCUAGCCAGGAUUUGCCCUUGGAAUGGGAACUGACAAGCACGGUCAUUGAGGCUGGGAGCUUUGAACGAGAGCCUGAGCACCAGAGCGUCUGGGAGGUGUUUGAUGGUCGAUGCGUGCGCCAGGAUUGUCAAGAG